UGAAAAUUAAACAUGAAAUAGUGACGUUUUACACAAGGACAACAACAAUAACAAAACCAGCUGAUUUCACGACGCCAAAUUUAGAAUUUUUUAUGCAAUCACCAAAGAAAGACACAUACUUUAUCAUUUUAUUCAAAGAAAGCAUCAACAAGAUAAAAGACCACUCAUGACAGAUGCAACCCUCUCAGCUGACAGAUGGCAAACUCCCACUGUUUGUCUUCCCAUCAAACCUGACAUUUUAUUCAGAUGACCAGUCAUCACAUAAACAAAUACUGACUGUGUAUAAUCCUUAUGACUCUCCUUUAAAGUUUAAAGUGUUGUGUACAGCACCAAGAAAAUACACAGUUGUUGAUUCAGAAGGCACUAUUAGGCCAAGAUGUUGUGUUGAUAUAGUUGUGAGACAUAUUGAUAUUAAUAUAAACAAUGAAGGGGUCAAAGAUAAAUUCAGAAUACAAGUGGUGGAACAUGGACAAAAGAAAGUUAUUGGAAAGAAAGAAAUUAUAUCGGUAUUGCUGCCUAGAAAAGAAAGAUCUGUACAACCAGAGGAAAACUUCCAGUCUCUGCCUUCAUCUACAUUGCCUGCUGAUAGAUCUCAAAGCCUUUCAUCCAGACCAAGUAGAUCUGAGAAUAGUGGUGGGCCCAGUCUGUUUGUGAUUAUUACUGCCCUAGUUUGUAUUAUUGCACUCAUGCUACCACAGCAGGGUGAUAUCGCCACCCGUCUUCCAGACUACUUGCAUUUGUCAGUACCACAGAAACUUAUAGCUGCAUAUAUUUUAGGAUUGGUUACUAUGGUGAUAUUACAUGUGUAGUGAAUUGAUGAAGUUAGUGAUGCUUUUCCUUAUUUGAAGCUACCAUUUUGUGAUAAAGUGUUUUUAUUACUGUUUUAAUUAACAUAUUUAUAAACACCUUCUGGUCUUUUUUAAGGGUAAACUUUUUUUAUUCGAAUUAACCAUAACAAACUUUAGAAUUACAAUUAACUGAUUAUUCAGUUACAGAUGUAUAUGCUUGCUAAUGACUAAAUUUUCAACAGCAAAAGAUAUGUUUUGUAAAGAUAUUUAAAAAAUUUCCAUAAUCCAUAAAUUAAAUAUCACAUUUGUAUAUCACAGUAUCUUUUUGUUUACAGCAUCUUGAAAUAUUCUAAGACUAUCAGCAAAUGAAAUAAAAUAAUUAUUAAAGAGAGAAUUUCUAAACAAGUAUUUAUGAAGAAGGGAGAUAACUCAUUAGAUAAACUUAAAUAUUUAGAGAUUUCAAGUUCAUGUAUGACUUCAUAUUAUAUACAAUAAAUGAAGAAGUAGCAAUUAUUUAAGGUGGGAAUCACCUUAUGAUAGUCACUGUUUGGGUCUAAAAAGUAAAAUAUCAUGAAAUAUACAGAAAAUAUAUUGAUUGAAAAGUAUGACAUGAAUGGUUUAACAAGGGUUUUUUUUGUUGGUUUUAGCUUAAUAUUUGUAUGAUUUAUUUCUCUGUACUUUUGAUUUUAUUUCAUUGUAAGAUCUGUAAGUCUUCUGUUUUUAUAGAAUAGCGGUAUUUUCAAGUUUUUGAUUCAUUUGCCAUCAUUUUAGCAUUUGAGUAAAAGUAACAAUUUAUAUUUGGACCAAUUGAUUGCAGAAUGUGUUGUUUGUGAAAUAUUUGUGUUCAUAACUUAAAAAGUAGUAUCAUAUAAACCUAAAUUUGUUGUAUGUAGUAUUGUAUUUUAUUUAUAUGCAUUCUGAACAUGUGCAAUAAAUUUGUUUUAAAACAA
Messenger RNA from Mytilus californianus (California mussel), 1738 nucleotides. Its product is annotated as motile sperm domain-containing protein 1-like. The record is from RefSeq and is a predicted model, not a curated record. The transcript has 7 exons. Gene Ontology annotation, cellular component: cytoplasm. NCBI's taxonomy places the organism in Eukaryota, Metazoa, Mollusca, Bivalvia, Mytilida, Mytilidae. Bases 174 to 809 code for a protein of 211 amino acids.